UGUCAAGUCAUAUGCCAAAAUUUUUGUUUAUGUUCAAAACAAUAUAGAAUUUUCACCCAAAAAAGGCAAUAGAUGGAAUAAUUCCAGUUUUCAAGAAAUGGAUACCUCAACUGCAUACAAUAUACCAACUGGCAUAAAAAAGAUAUAUCCCUCAGUCGAAGAAUGUAAGGUAAAUAAUAUGAUUAGAUGCACGGAAGACGGUUGUCAGAACGUUUUCACAUCAGAAUCUAACCUUUCCCUUCACUUGACUAAGACUCAUAAGAAAUCUACACUAGUCAACCUGGAUCCCUGCAUCAAACAAUACCACUGUCCAGAACUAGAAUGUGUUUAUAAUUCCACUAGUUGUUUCAAGAAUAUCAAGCUACUUCGGCAGCAUUACAGGAAGGUUCAUGCACCCAAAACUUUCUUGUGUUCUACAUGCCAAAAAAGUUUUCCAUGUGAGAACCAUCUGAAACUUCAUGUAGAUUACUGCGGUAUUGAUUUUACUUGUUGCGAUUGUCAGUCCUCAUAUACUUCCUAUGAAACAUUGAAAACGCAUGGUAGACGUAAAAAACAUACAAUACUCAACAAACCUGAGUAUAAACUGAAAAACCUUACUUCAAAGAGUGAGGUCAGUUUACCAGUAGCUCUUAGUUGCUAUAAGGCAAUUUUACCUAGGACCUCUGUUAGUGUAGUUUUUAUUCCAAGUCUGAACAAGUCGGUGUUGAGUCAGGAAUGCCAAACUGUUCCCACUACUCCCAGGUUAAAAAGUAAAAUGACCCAGGUCACUAGGACGUCUCCUUAUAAUUCACAGCAAACUGAAUCAUUGGGUAACCACAUCAGUGUAGGAACUCAGACAGUAGGUGACUUCAUAAAUUCAAAUCAAAACAAUGAUUCAUGCAAUUCACCAAGUCAGAAAAGUUCCAAUACUCAGACCGACAUCAAAGAAUCCAAGAAUUUUUCCUGCAAUACAUCACUGAGUACAGAUUUGGAUUUCGAUGACAAAAUUGAAGUUAAUAAUUCGAGCACACAAACUCAUGACCAUUCUAACAUAUUUUCCAUUUCCACAAUGACACACGACUCCAUUGAAACUGAUACUUCAGAUUUGAUGGUGAAUACUCUUGAGGCUGACAUCGACAGCUUUGAAUUUGAUAACUGUCAUAUGGAAACUCAAACUGAUUUUAUGUUUGAAGAUGAAAUGUUCAGUUGCGAUUAUAUGAGUAAUAUGUAUACACAAACUUGUGAUGACAUACUGAAUGAUUUUGGAUUUAUUGAUACCCAGACGCAGACAGUAUUUGAUGAUAUGUUGAGAUCUGUUGAAAGCCAAACUACAAUGUCACAUGGAAAGAAAAACCAUGCCAAUCUGAAAGAUAUGAUGCACAUGGAGACACAGACUGACACAGAAUUUAGGCAGCUAUUGGAAGUCAUAAAUUCUUGACUAUAAAUUUAUUUUUUGUUUUGAAACUUAUUUCUUCAAAAUAACAUUGUAGUGUUUAUUUAUUUAUAUUGUCAUUAGAAUUGACCUUUGGCUUAGAAGAUUAUAUUUGUUAAUUUUGUAUUUUGUACAUAACUAGGUACUUGAUAAAUUUCUGAAAGUAUGGAUGUGCUGUGAAUAUAUAAAAUAAUGGCUAAAUAGUCAUGGCCCAGAUUUUUUCAAAAAUCAUUGUAAAGAAAUGGCUUUAGUGCCAUAUAUAAACAAUUUCACUGAA
Molecule: messenger RNA, 1688 nt
Organism: Leptinotarsa decemlineata (Colorado potato beetle)
Lineage: Eukaryota; Metazoa; Arthropoda; Insecta; Coleoptera; Chrysomelidae
Gene: Asciz
Product: ASCIZ zinc finger protein
Biological process (GO): positive regulation of transcription by RNA polymerase II
Cellular component (GO): nucleus
Molecular function (GO): DNA-binding transcription factor activity, RNA polymerase II-specific; transcription cis-regulatory region binding
Source: RefSeq, a predicted model, not a curated record